This is a messenger RNA of Recurvomyces mirabilis, 3507 nucleotides long. RefSeq lists its product as uncharacterized. The coding region runs from base 1 to 3507 and encodes 1168 amino acids. The record is from RefSeq and is a predicted model, not a curated record. Lineage: Eukaryota; Fungi; Ascomycota; Dothideomycetes; Mycosphaerellales; Teratosphaeriaceae. The transcript has a single exon.
AUGGCCUCAACCUCACCAUUCGACCCUUUCGAAGCCCUCGGUGUGCCUCGAGAUGCAUCCGCGGCCACCAUAAAGGCCCAGUUUCGUCAGCUCGCGCGUCGAUACCAUCCCAAUAGACAACAAGGGCCCGAAGAAUCGAAAGCAGCUCUAUCCGAUGCUUUUCACACUGUCCGACAUGCCUACAAGCAGCUGAUCGACGACAACAAGCGACGUCGAUAUGUGGAGCUGCUUCGUCUUGCCGAAGAGCAGCAACAUCUCUUGUCGCGCAUGGCAGAUCUGCUAAGAGAAAGCGAGCAUGAGACUGGGCAUUCGGAGGCGAAGGACGGAGAUCUAUCGAGCGAUGCAGACGACGAAGAUCUACCGCAAAUGGGACUUGUCAGGCGACAGACAGUUCUGAAGCGGUCGUCGACGAUCAAGAGAAGCCUAGAAAUUGCCUCUCCGCCCCGCAAGGGACGUCCACCUCGUCUGCCAACUCAAGCGCCGGCGUCAAGCAAGAGCGAAGCCGACUACUUCGCUAGGAGACGUCAGAAGCUUGAGAAGCUUAGGCGGAGGGAACUUGCUGCAUUCGAGACGUACAAGAAUGCUAUGGUGGAGAAGUUCGAGGCCGAAGCCGAAGCAGAAAGCACAAGAGAAAUGUAUGAGCGUGCACAAUGGAAGCGAGAAUAUUUUGAACGAGCUCCUCGCGAGACCACCGAACGAUUACGCUCCCUGCAACACUACCUAGGCGCCAUCCGAGCGUUUGGGCAGCUACAGCCUCGACGAAAAAACCGUUCGACUGUUAGCUACAGCGAGCAGAUACUUUCCACAGAAGACCUGGUUUCAGGCGGCUAUCUGGAUCCAAAUAGUGCCACGGCGCACUCCAGUGGUCGUCCAUCACACUCCCGAGCUUGGAGUAGCGACAUCAGCAACGAUCAACAAACAAGUAGCGAUGAGCACUCGAGUGGUCCUGGAACUCCCCGUCCACCGACAUCCUUUACAUGGCACAGACGGCAUAGUCGUAAUACUUCUCUUGACGAUGCUUUCAUACUACCAAUCAUCUCGCAUAGUAGUGAACUAUCUCGUUCGUCGAUACCAGAGCACGCACCAUUCAAGAUGCUGGUCAAGCAGCCUACAGGAUUCAGAGAACUAGUUGGGAACGGCAACGACAAUGACGAUGAGUCGAGUCCGGAGUCAGCUUCCAUGACACCACGGACUCCUUCUCCCGGUGUGUUCGAUUGCUCUAGCCGGUAUGUAAUGGUCGGGAACCAGCGUCUUGCUGCGGCCCUUCGACCAGCUCGCGCAAGGACUCCAUCUCCAUCUGGAGCGACUCGAGCUGGAGCUGCCCGCCCCAACGGUGUAUCAAGUCAUUCUUCCCACCAAGCUGUCGAGCCUUGCCAUUUUCUCAUCAAACGCAUUGGCAAGCUGGAAUAUCGGGUGAUACCUACUAGCUUCGUCCAUGAGCUCUCGCUUGCAGAGAAGGCCAAACUGCUGCUUGAGCCUGACGCGGAAGCUGAUCCUACGGAUCUCCUUGCGCGGCUGCGGGUGCUUGAUCGCAAUGUCUCUACAAAGUUCGAAGUCAAGACCGACAUCCUAGAAAGCUUUCGCUUUCGACUGAUCCACAAGGACCACGGAGUUGGGAGCAUCGACCACGAUGGCUUUGUUGCACUAAGCUAUCGCCGACGUCGUCAUGCUGAAAAGCAUCAGGAUCACAUCACGCUGCCUCUAGACGAAGAAAUGUACCAGGCCGUGCUGGAAGAAACAGGCAAUCUUCCACUAUGGCUGGAUCAGAUCAGCAUCGAUGGCACUAGUCGCUUGGAGACAGCUGUGUCUAUGAGUGCAAUGGACAUGGUCUAUCGCAGUGCUCGUCUUGUGGUGGUGGCUCUCGACGAUGUAGAGCUCGAGGGUCACGAAGGAACCGUCCUAGAGAACCAUAUGGAGGAGUACACCAAGAUGACACAUGUAUCCGCCAACAAGCGAUUCCGCGGCAAGCAACCUCCCUACCUCGACACACGCGAUGAGCUUUACGGCGUCCUUCGCAAGAUCCUACGGUCGUCUUGGUUCAAGCGAGCCUGGUGUCGACACGAGAUGAGGUUGGCCCGCGAUCACAUCUUUCUUGUACCCUGCAAGAGUCCUGGAUCGUGGAGUGGCAGAAACGUGGUGAGGUUCACGACGACUUGCUUUACCCACUUGCUCGCUCUCGCGAUCGAGGUGCCAUUCGAGCCUGAUGUUGAGAAAAUCAAGCCUGCACUCUACGCCUUCUUCCGUGAUCGCAGCAAGCUCGAGCCUCAUGAACGCCACCUUCACUCUCACCAUGGAAACUUCACUACUGUGAUUGCAGAAGUGUUCGGCAUGGAGGCUGGUGGUGACCCUAGAAUACCGGCAAGACAGCGCGCUGCUGAUGCUCUGAAGGACAAAGUUUCGAUCAUCCUGAACACCAUGGAGUGCGGUCUGGCAAUCACGCAGGAAUUGCGUGAUCCUCGGAUGCAUUUUACUACGGCUGAAGCUCAUUACAUGCUUCUGACUCUGGCUCUGGCUGCCCAAGAUCCUGGAGCUCUGUGCUCGGUGGGCCCUCCCAUGAGAUUGGUGCAAGCUGAUACAAAUUCACCUCUCACGCCUACGGCCACGUCGACUUGGCUGUUCGAGCCCACGAAUGUCGAUGCAGGACUCAAUAAUUACCACACGCUAGGCAGGCUACCAGCGGAUGCAUGCAUCUACACUGGUCUCGAGAUGGGCGAACACUAUGUACAGCUUGAUCUGAAGUUUCUGAAUAGAGCUGAAGCUCGCCAUGUCCAUCGCGCAGAUGAAGACCCAGACAAUCUGCACUUCUCCCGUCGGUUUAUCGAAGUAUGCAACGUUCGCAAGCUUGGUCGUAAUCGUGCGAGGUAUUUGAUGACGGACACGUCUGCGAAUCGUCACUUCGGCUCAAUGGCGGAAGUCUACGAACAGACCUUGGCCUGCGUGUUUGCUUGCGGUCCUGACUGGGUCGAGGAUAUCUGCGAACGUUACGGCGUCAAUCGCUGGAAGCAAGACGGAGAGGCUACAUGGAAUCUUCUUGUGGCGCUGAAGAAUACUGCAGGCGAAUGGCCUGAACAUGCCUGGGGCAAUCAAGCGGCUGGCUUCCUCGUGGACUUUGUCAACUUCCUCAUUAUUCGUGGGAUGCCACAACGUCAGAUCUUGCAUCGUGAAGCAUGGCGGCCAGUGUGGGUCGCAACGGAGAAUGGCGGCAGGAUCUUGACUUUCGUGCCUCCAGGGGAGAUCAUGCCUGCGAUACCUACAGCUCUCCUCGACCCGGAUUACGUGCAUCUCGCACGCUUGUGGGUACUGCAACCGAGGACGAUGCUGGCUGGACCAUCGAUACACAUCCCGUCCAGCUGGACACUUCUCGGCAAGUCUGUCAUCUUUAGCGAUGAUCUGGCCGUGCAACAGCUGCACUCGCGCAGUGAGACCUGGCUCGAGCAUCAGAAGGUCUUUGGACGAGAAGAUCCCGAGAUACAAAGAUUGCUGAGGGAGCGAAGUCUAUAUGUUUAA